AAAAGAACGCUGAAGCAACGAGCAUCGAGGUUUCGUUUAUUUCUUUUAUUUCAUUCAUGUUUUUUCUUUUUGGGGGAUUUUUGUGAAGUUGAUUUAAGGUUACUUUAUUAAGGAUACUUUAUUUCGAAGUAGUUACUGGACAUUCCAGCCAUGCAUACCCUUGUUUUCACAAGCUGUUGGUGAUGAGGAAAGACCUGAGCGAGGACGAUAAACCUGCUGUCUUCCGGGGCGCUAGCCUACCCUGAGGCAGGCAGUCGAGCGUCGGUGAAGACAACCGUUGCUGCCGCGGUUUUGGCCCGGGCAAGCCUCCGCUCCGGAAACCACGACCGGCGAGUUUCUUCCACGAAUUAUUUCCCGAUCCCUGAUACCAGCAUGCAGUUUAAGAAUAUUUCUAUCUUGUUGAUGUGCCUUUAUUUUCGACAUCUACCCUGGUUAUCGCAAGGGUCCCAACUCGGUGAGAUUGUUCCCGAUAAAGUGACAGACUCGCUCUUCAGUGACAUGGGCCGGGUACGGAUUGGAACAUUUGCGGUGAAUUACAACACAACGGAGCUGGAUGUGAUUUUUGAAGACAUUACUGGUGUGAAGGAGUUAUGGGUCAUAGACUUCCAACCUUACAACUUCAAAUGGAGAACUCCUAUCAACGAUCACACAGGUGAACUGUGGUCAGAUGAAACCGGUCAGUGCUCAAACAUGGAGCAGGAUCUUACGUGGGCCGAUGGCUACUUUGACGAUGACCAUUUCCAGUCAAGAAACACCUCUUGGAAGAAGGAUCUGUUUACGGAGUACUUGAGAGGCAAAGAUAAUCAAUCAUCUGAGAUUCGCCUUGAUGAUAUUCGCUUUUACGGUGAUCUUCAGACUUUCUUGGACUGCACACGAGCAGACGGAACCAACAUCUGGGACUACAGCAUCAGCAAAGAGGAGAUACAAUACACGACGAUACUGUAUGCCACCAACGUACGCCCGAUACCCGGUUGGGAUCCAUUUGGGCAAGUCCAAGCGCCUGCAGUCGCCUACGUACAGACGCAAGUGAAGCUGGUUUGGAGAUUGAUACGCACUGCUAUGGUCAACUUCGUUGUGAGUUCAGUCCCGAUUGUCAGUAGUCGCCUCCUCGAAGAGAUCGGACGCCUCAUCAUCUUAUUCGACUUCGCAAUCGUCGAGCCGAUUCUUUUCCAAGAUGGUUCGCCGGACUUGACACGAGCCCAUCUUACGUUGGGUUUCAGUACUCAGCUGCCCUCGAGGAACCUGUCCAUGGUUGUGUUCAGGAAGGGAACGGAGAAGUACGAACCUGAGGUAGAAGGAAAUGCUCUGGAGGAGGUAGUCAGCUGGCCUGCCUCCGAAAUAGCAGAUACACCAGUGUGCAAUCUGGGCACACCAAAGUACUGUAAGCAAAGCUGGGAAUACGAAAUGAUUCUCAAGAUGGAUAUUUCAUCCCUGGUCGAUGACAAACCGCUCGAUGCCACUGGCUUAUUCCAGUUUGAUUUUGAUUCCUACAAAUGUGAAAAUCUCUACUCAACCUCAGGUUGUGCACUUAUGGAUGAUUUGCAGCCAUGGGAGAUCAAGAUUGAUCUGACUCUACAGACAACAGUAGAUGCUAUAGACGAGGAGCAAGAUUCAAUCAGCGUUUCAAUCGUCAAGCUGGUCAACGACAAUGGGGAAGAUCUGCGCGGUGGGCAGACAAUCCGCCAUAAAGAGAACGUAACCGUGGAAGUCAACUUCUCGCCAGCUUUCCUGCGAUCACACUAUGUUCUGGAGCUACAACUCUUCAUGGUGUGUAUGGGAGAUGAACAUAUGGACUCUUUGCAGGGGUGUCUUGGAGCCAGUGAAAGUCAGAGGUACUCUGCCUUUGUUGGAGAGGAUUUUAGUUUCACCUUUGACCCCUCUGCACCCCAGUAUCAAAAUCUCCCUCAGGCUACCACUGCACCACCAACAGUUUCUCAGGAUCUUCAAAGUGUUCUUCCGACAGCUGUGCCAACCUAUACAAUUGAGAAGACCUUAACCCAAGAGUACAAUGUGUGGGCAGAUGUCGUCGAAGGCGGUGUCUUCAUUCGACCCCACGACCCAAGUCUGAUCCAGAACCUCGGAGAACCUUCUUCAUCCCUUCAUUUCCUGCAAGAUGAAACAGACGAUCAGUUGAUGUCUCUGCUGUACCUCGUUGAGCCUUACACCUACCCGGGUGCUUCAGGUCACAGACCCACAAACAUCGCUAACGAGGAUUCCUUCUAUCAAUAUUUCUUACCCCAACUAGACCACUACCACAUUCUUGGUACAGUCCGUGCAAGAACUAAAGGAAUUCUUCAUAGUAAGGACACUCUCAAAAUGUUCUACUCUGCUUUCACAAAUGAACCAGCAAGACUGUCCUACGUAGGAACGGAAAAUCCUGUUCAGUUUCCCUGCAAUAGGUACCAGUCCGAAGCACAUCGGUGGCUUUACUAUCAACAGAACUGGGUGGCUCUUCCUACCAGUUCCUGCCGAUUUAUCAUGGAGUUGAUCAACUUGAGGAAACUUGUUGUUGAAAUUGUCACGUUGAGGUUGACAACUUCUCAAGAGCCUCUGGAUCAAGUUGUGUUUGUGCAGGAACUCAGCCGCUUGGCCGACGUCUUGAAGCUGGAGCCGGACUUUUUGACUAGCAUUCUUGAGUUUGGAGCUGCUUCAAAUGGUGAAGACUGGACAGUCCUAGAUUUGCUUCUGUACACGAUUCUCUUGUUUCAAGACGAUUUUGUGAUAGUAGCUUUGGAGCCAACUGGAUUCCUUUUGACGUUACGAGACGAUUUGAGAUCUAUCGCCGAUGAAGAAGGAAGCUUCAGCUCCUUCGUAGAGGAGUCAGUCAGGCUUCGUGGGAACAACGAUCACAUCGAGUUAGCCACCGUACUCCAGAUUGUAUCAGAACUCAUCUUGUACAGAACGGACUCGAUAUUUGUUAGAUUCUACCUUGCGACCAGAUUCUCCAACGAUUACUGGCAAUCUGUUGAUAUUGAUGAAUCUUUCUACUAUUUCCUAUGGAGUGUGAAUUCUGUCGGCUCGGCUGAAUACGAAGGACAAAUCUUCACAACAAUCUCCAAUAACCCCCAGAUAAGCCUCAACUCAAACAAAUGCCAGAAUUAUGGCUACCUUGCUGGGUAUGCUGAACUCUGCCGGAUCAACUGGGUGGAGGUACACCCAUUCUGGGCGUAUACGUCCCCUGUCUCCGUGCCAGUGGAGGUGUAUCCUGGGGGUUGGGGCUUGUGGUCGGUUUGGACUGGGUGUACAAAGUCAUGCGGGGGAGGGGUGCAAACAAGAGAGAGAGAAUGUAUUGAUGUAGAAGCGGAAUGUGUUGGACAGGCAACGAGCGAGUCAAGGUUAUGUAACCUUGAAGAUUGUGAUGUGUUCACAGACAGUGAAGGUCACGUCAUGAGGUUGGAGCUGGGACUGGGUCGUCAAACGUGGCAACAUGCCAGGGAAUAUUGCCAAUCCAAAGGAGGCAACUUGGCACGGAUUAAAGACCACAUGAUGCAAGACUUUCUGAUUGGGGAUGUGACUUCCGAUCAUCAUACCUCAACUGGACAGUUUUGGUUUGAUGCAAAUGACAUCAUGGAGGAAGGUUCCUUUGUCUCUUCAGACAAUGCCCCAUUGUCUUUUACAAACUGGAGGUCUUCCCAUGGGCCCAGCCAAUCUUCUCCGACGAAAAACUGUGGUGCUUUUAGUAUUGAUGGAUUCUGGGAAAAUCAGGACUGUACCAAUGUCAACCACUUUGUCUGUCAGUACGAUUUCAUGCUGGUGUUUAAGGCAGCUGCAGAUACAGGUCAGAGCGUCUACGAGGCUUGGACAUCAUCCUCAUAUUCAGCCGAUGAUGUGUCUAGCGAACAAACCUUGUAUAAAAGUGGACUCGUUGAGAGCUGGUCGGGUUCUAUCGUUGUUGAAGAGGUGAAGGUGGCCAUGUUGGUCAAUGGCCAGCCUGUUGUUGAAGUGUCAUUUGACGGAAGAGACACCAACAAGAUGAACUGGUUUGCUCCUCAUCGGCUCAUCUCCUCCCCUUAUGCUGAUAUGGAGUCUGCCAUCAAAAACUUCUUCAGUGUGGAUGGGCAUAAAAGCCUCGGACGCCAUUUCUUCAUGAGUAACUAUUACAAGGGAUGUUUGCGUCAGUAUGGAUGGAUGAUUGUCAUUGAUGCUGGCCACUACUCCCAUCCAUGUAAGUGGGAGCGGUUGCCCACCUACCCUAAGUUCUUCUUCAGCAAGGAUACAAAGUCUACCAACUUCAAUGGAGGACAGGUUGGUAUUGCUGAUGAGUUUGCAGUGUACAUUAAAUAUAAGACAGAAGUCUAUAUCCCUCCACCACCUACCCUGCCUCCUCCUGCAGUCUACACUAGUGAGUCAAUCUCGGCUCCUCCCCCUGGCAGUGAGCUGCAGAGCGAGGGAUAUGAUACUGAGAGACAAGUGCACCAGAGUCAGCUGCAGAAUACAGUCUUAUCUGGUGAGAGGAAUCACUAUACAAUGACUACAGUAUACUCACUGGUGAGCAUUGAUGACAUGAGAACCAAGCGAGAUGGGCACCGGGCAAGGAGGACCUUGAUAGCGUCUGCAAAAUUACCACAGCUACGAAGCGCCCAGUUUGUGUCGGAGGGCUGCCCACCGGGAUCAGAGUUCAACCCUAUUGACCUGUCAUGUGACUGUCUCAAACCGGAUUGGUUCUACAGCGAGGACUCAUUCCAGUGCAAACCUACAAUCAAUGCCGUACAAGAAGAUGAUGUCAUUCAAGAUGUACCUGAUAAUGCACACGACUCUGCAGCCAUCCAACCCUUGCAAAAUAGCCAUCAUUCAUUACUCGUUUUGGUUUUAGUCCUUAAUUGGUGGUUGUUUUUUUGGCUACAAUAUUGAUUUGUUCCCCUAAAAAAAAUGUGUUUUAAAAUUACUCACUAUUUUUAUUAUGCUUAUUUUAAAAAGUUGAUCUGCUAAAAGUUACUCUAAGAUAAGUAGUUUCUUUAGUUAGCUGUUACUUGAGGCGCUAAACCAUGGACAAGUGGUCAAGCACAUGUGGGUUCAAUUUUAUGGCCCAUAGUUUGUGGCCCAUAGAGUUCAGGGCUUGAAAGGCUCAGUGAGCAAAGCCAGGAUGUAGGACCUUGCUCUGUUUGAGUUGCAGUCAUCACACUAUUGUCCUUGAGCAAUAGACACUUUAGACUAUUGGUAAUUGUCAAAGACCAGUAUUCUCACUUGGUGUAUCUCAACAAAUGCAUAAAAUAACAAAAC
Messenger RNA from Asterias rubens (European starfish), 5220 nucleotides. RefSeq lists its product as uncharacterized. Lineage: Eukaryota; Metazoa; Echinodermata; Asteroidea; Forcipulatida; Asteriidae. The transcript is spliced from 20 exons. The coding region runs from base 373 to 4851 and encodes 1492 amino acids. The record is from RefSeq and is a predicted model, not a curated record.